GUAACUCCCUGUCUGCAGGCUCAUUGGGCAGGGAAUGGCCACUCAUUUGUCAGGGCUUCUGUUUUCCAGUGCCACUAGUUUCACAUCUCACUUGUAACUGCUCUCUUGAUUCAAUUUUGUAUAUUAAAUGAAAUCAGAAUCAAAUUUCCCAUAAGAUGUCUUUAUGGCACUUGGCAAGCUGAUCCUAAAAUUCAUAUGAAAGAGCAAAUAUGUAACAGCCACCUUAAUUUUAAAGAAAGAAAUGUGGGGAGGCUUAGAUACUGCUAGCCAAAUGUAAAAAUGUACCACUCACAACAAUGUGGUACCUGUUCAGGAAACGGAGAGUUCAGAAAGACACCCAGAGAACGUGUGGGUAUUUAUUACAGCACCUCAUGAUGACAGCGUAGUUUAUUACUUAGUAUUCAUUCCAGUUCCUUUUCUAGCUGUUUUUAUUGUUCAUUUUUGUACUUGCUGAAGAGAUUAUAAGAUGCAUGUUUAACCUGUCACAGUUUGCACAGAGUUCAUACUGAGUUACUUCAGGUAAAUUAGGAACCUUGCCGAGGUGUCUUCCUUUUACCGGCCCCGUCUCCCAGUCCUUGGUGCCAUUUGUUGGUAGUUAAGUGUGAAAGAAGUUACAAGGUGUUCUUGCACUUGUUGAGGCUUGUUAUUUGCCAUAUUUAUGUAUGUCAUUGACCUCAAGAUACAGAUAACAGUAUGUGUUAGUCACAAAUCUUCUGAAAAAUUAAAAGAAAACCAUACACACAGACAGGUGUGUUUCUUUGCGUCCUUUAUCCUCGCUGCGUGCCCACCGCAUUGGCGUCAGCACACCUUCCUGUCAGCUGCGCGGCCGUGUGGCACCAUCCCCUACUUCCAGCCUUUAAGGGGCAUUUCUGGAAGUGCAGGUCUCUAAGGUGAAUUCGCUCUGAUUUUGAUUAUCUAAAAGUUUGCCUUUACUGGGGCGGUGCCUGUGGCUCAAAGGAGUAGGGUGCCGGCCCCAUAUACCCCAUGAGGUGGUAGGUUCAAACCCAGCCCCAGCCAAAAACUGCAACAAAAAAAUAAAUAAAAAAUAAAAAGUUUGCCUUUAUUUUUGAUAAAUUGUUUUUCUAGUUGACAGUUUUUCCUUCCACACUUUAAAUGUGCCUCUCUCUCGUCUCUGGCCUUUCUUCUGUAUCAUGAAGUCAGUCACUGAUUGUACCGCUGCUUCCCUAUACAGAAUGUGUACUUUUUCUCUGGCUGAUUUCAAGACUUUCCUUAUCUUUGGCUUUCAGCAGUGUGACUGUGAGGUGCCUGCGAGAGGAUGUUUCUGCAUUUAUCCAGCCUGGGACUCCUGAACCUGGGUCCCUUCCAGUCUCAGUUUAAGAGUAACCUCUUCUCCAGCCUGUUUGCUUUGAUUCACCUUUCAGUGCUUUAAAAAUUGUUUUCAUAAUAAUAUUUCAAUUGUUGUGAUCUGCAGAUUUAUAUAACCACUUCACUCAACAACUGUUACCUUAAAUUCCCUUUUACUAUCCAAUUGGAGGAAAAAUGGUAGAUAGGUGUCGGGACCCAGGACUGGCUACAGCUAUCUCACUUGGGAACAAUUACCUUUAGGUGCCUGAGGGCUAUUUGCCUUAGCAGAAGGGUGAGAGAGAGAGAGAAACAGUCUUAGUAAGAAAGUAAAUCUUAGCAGUCUUCUUGGAAGGCCUCGGGUAGAGGCCCUGCAAGCCGGAGAAGUGAAAGAGUCAGCGUGAGCCAGUCUGUUAAAGAAUACCAUGCAUGCCCCCCGACUGCCUUCUCCUGCAGCUUCUUAUAGACGUGACCUAUGGCUAUUACCCACAUGUUACCGGUGUGUUUGUUUUUUGCAGUUUUUGGCUGGGGCCAGGUUUGAACCCACCACCUCGAGUAACCCAGCACCCUACUCCUUUGAGCCACAGGCGCCGCCCUACUGGUGUUUCUUACAAUUACAAAGUGUUCCAAGCUUUGCUCUUACUUCUCCUACCCGUGAAGCUAAAUGGUCUGCUACAGACAGGAAAAAGGAGUGGACUAUAUGAAGAAAAUUCUUGAUUCUCCGUGUCCCAAAGCAAGACACUUACAAUUUGCAGCUGCUUACAAUCUUGGAAGAGCUUAUUAUGAAGGAAAAGGUGUUAAGCGAUCAGAUGAAGAAGCAGAAAGACUAUGGCUUUUUGCUGCAGACAAUGGAAAUCCAAAAGCUAGUGUGAAGGCUCAAAGUAUCCUAGGAUUGUAUUAUUCAACAAAAGAGCCAAAAGAGCUAGAGAAGGCAUUUUAUUGGCAUUCAGAAGCAUGUGGCAACGGCAACCUGGAGUCACAGGGUGCACUUGGUCUCAUGUACUUUUAUGGACAAGGCAUCCGCCAAGACACUGAAGCUGCCCUGCACUGCUUAAGAGAAGCUGCGGAACGCGGGAAUGUUUACGCCCAAGGGACUCUCGUGGAGUACUACUAUAACAUGAAAUUUUUUACAAAGUGUGUCACAUUUUCCAAAAGGAUCGCUGACUAUGAUGAAGUUCAUGACAUCCCCAUGAUAGCCCAGGUCACGGACUGUCUGCCGGAGUUCAUCAUCCGAGGGAUGGCCAUGGCAAGUUUCUACCACGCCAGAUGUCUUCAGCUUGGCUUGGGCAUCGCAAAGGAUGAAGCAAUGGCUAAACAGUACUAUUCUAAAGCUUGUUGUCUGAAUCCUGCAUUGGCAGAUGAACUUCACUCCUUACUGAUUUGUCAGAGAAUUUAGACUACAGCACAUUUCAACAAAGACCGUCGAUCCUGGCACCAUACAGUGUAUGUAAUGUUACAGCAGCCAUGUUUGGUUAUUGUCUGCAUCCCCAGUUACAUGAUCCUGGGUAUUUUACACGUGAUGUGUUAUCUUUGUUCUUGAAUUUGUAUGCUGUAAUUCAUGCAGCUUGAAACCUAGACAUAGGAUCAGAUUGCUGGAAGAGUCCCAAAGGUCUGCCUCUUAGCCUUUAGACUGGUCUACACCAUUUGAAAUACGAAAUCAUUCCACAAAGCCAGUUAUCUUUUGCCUUUCUUGAGUGUCUGAAAAGAUUUUAGUACAGUUUUUUUUUAGUUUAAAUAAGUUCAGAAAUAGAAAUGCUACAACUUAUUUAAAACCAUCAUUUGAAAGUCUAAAUCUUUAAAAUUAAAAAUUUGUUAAUGAAAAUUUAUAAAGCUAAAUGAGGGCCAAAGAAAUUUAAAGAAUUUAAAACUUCAAAUGAUUAACUAUGUUUGGCAUUCCUACCUCUGAAGUUAUUAAAACUAAAACUGCACUAAAUCUUCUGGGAUAUCCUUUGAAAAGAUUGUUAUAAAUAUUAAUUUAUUACAUAAAAUGUUCAAAACAGUAGAUAUCAGAUAAUUUAGAAUCUUACCCCUCUAAAUCUUCCCUCAGACAUCUUAAUUAGUAAAACGAUUGCUGUAUUCCUGAUGAAUAAGAUAACCAAUUAAAGCAAGUUUCUUUAGAUAUGCUUCAAUGCAAGAAAACUGUGGAAAAAAACCCUCAAAUCAUCUAAUAGUACAAGAACUGUAACUAUUGUUUAAAAAUUAAAUUAGCAAAAGGCUUUCUUUAUAUUAAUUACAUCUAUGAAGAGAAAAGCUAACAGUAAAAAUAGUAAGAUCCAUGUGUAAGAUUAUAUAAGGUUAUACACUUGUGAAAGAGAUACCUUAAUUAUCCUUUUGUAAGCAUGCUAAACUAAUGGGGCUUUAUGAAUUACAACUAUCAUUUCUGACCAUGGAUUUAACACAGUAACUGCCAUGUGAAUUAUUUUUAACUUAAGCUUGUUUUGAGCCCGGGGCCUCAUGAGGCAUGUAACUCACAAGUCUCUUACUGAACUAUUUUGAUAUGUAAUA
This is a messenger RNA of Nycticebus coucang (slow loris), 3807 nucleotides long. RefSeq names its product LRP2 binding protein (gene LRP2BP). The record is from RefSeq and is a predicted model, not a curated record. NCBI's taxonomy places the organism in Eukaryota, Metazoa, Chordata, Mammalia, Primates, Lorisidae. The coding region runs from base 1967 to 2698 and encodes 243 amino acids. Gene Ontology annotation, molecular function: protein binding. The transcript is spliced from 6 exons.